AGGAAGUCUUGUGGAUUUUCACCGUCAAGACAUGCUCAGCUGCCGACGAGGAACAAGAGUCAAAUCGGGUUUUGCGCUCUCAGACUUGACCAGUACGCUUGGAAUAUUCGGUGGGAAAUGGCGGCAAAAAGGUCGGGUCAGACAAGGGGCCACUGCCAUGACAACCGUAGCAGGUGCUUCAUGCCAACCAAGGGAAUGGAAGGUGGUUCUGUGGGUCGUUGUAUCUUUACUUCCUCUUGUGACUGGUGACAGGAAUGUGUUAAGGGCAGACCCACAGGCAGAUGUGGAUUUGGACGGUGUCCUGGUUGACAAGCAGCAUUUAAUAGAGACUCUGGCAAAAGUGGAAGAUGAGUUGGAGGAGAGGAGUGACAGCCACUCUCCAUGGCACAACCUGUUUGAGCCCUCUGUGGUGGUGGAGGACGAAGACCAGCAGCGUGCCCGGUGGGAGCGCUCGCUCCAUUCCUCAGACCGCUCCCAAAAAGGCGCUCGCAAGAAAAAGAAGAAGAAGAAAGAGAAGGGCCAGAGCAGCCACGACUGCCGCAUGGAGAAGAAGGAGAUACGAGUGCGCGACCUGGGCCUGGGUUUCGACUCGGACGAGAUCAUCCUCUUUAAGUACUGCGUGGGCACCUGCCAGAGGGCCCGCGGUAAUUACGACCUGGCCGUACGCGCCAUGCUGGCCAACGGCAGCGUGCCCAAACGGACGGCCAGGAAAAUUAGCGCCCACCCCUGCUGUCGACCGACGCGCUAUGAGCCCGUGUCCUUCAUGGACACCUUCACCUCCUGGAACACCAUCGAGGCUCUCUCUGCUGCAGACUGUCAAUGCGUAGGCUGA
Chanos chanos (milkfish) is the source of this 832-nucleotide messenger RNA. RefSeq names its product artemin b (gene artnb). The transcript has 4 exons. The coding region runs from base 32 to 832 and encodes 266 amino acids. Gene Ontology annotation, molecular function: glial cell-derived neurotrophic factor receptor binding; growth factor activity; receptor tyrosine kinase binding. Lineage: Eukaryota; Metazoa; Chordata; Actinopteri; Gonorynchiformes; Chanidae. The record is from RefSeq and is a predicted model, not a curated record.